Molecule: messenger RNA, 1620 nt
Organism: Ostertagia ostertagi
Lineage: Eukaryota; Metazoa; Nematoda; Chromadorea; Rhabditida; Trichostrongylidae
Source: the annotation of a GenBank genome assembly
AUGGAGCACCACGAUGACGAGCACGAUUUCAUCAACGACGACGAUAGCGACCCAAUGGAAACUCUUGAGUCAGAAAACGAGGUGCUGAGGCGUACGUCGACAGCUGAGAAGAGCAUGACGCUCCAUCGGAUAGAUAAGGAAGAGGAACAAGACGAUGCCGAACAUCCGCCAAGUACUUCUGGAACCACUCGAAUGCGCACAACACAAUCAAAUCGAGAAGAAAUUUUGCCAUCGGACAACGAGGAAGAUCAAAAAGCCGAUGAUGAAGGAGAGGAGCCUGAGACGAAGCGGAACCUCCUCCUGCCAACUGUUAUAACAGUACCAGCAACGGCGGAUAGUGAGAGGCCGGCGACAGCAGGCAGCGAUAAGGAGGAGAUUCUUCCGUCAGAUGACGAAGAACACAGCAAUCGUGACGAGGCCCCAACUGAAGGCCAGGCUGUCGAAAACGACCAUGGUGAAGCCCCUCCAGCAGGCGAUCACAACCCUGAUGGUGAUGAGACGGCAGUAGCGGCCUCUAUUCAACCUGUUGAUCAUGACCAGGAGGAAAUUCUACCGUCGGACGAUGAGCAGCCAAACAAAGCCGAGGACGAGGAUUUCGAGAAACGCACAAAGGCAGCAACGAAAAUCCAAGCCACGUACCGAGGUCAUCUCACUCGGAAAAAUUUGAAAAAGCCGCCAGUGGUGAUUGAGACGACGAAUGACGUCACUGAAGAAACGACCCCCUCGGUUCCAGACGCAAACAACGAAGAAGGUGCUGGCAUUUUCAUCGACUACGUGCUGAUCACAGAAAAUUUGAUAGAUGGCCGUCAAUUUGUAUGCUACUGUUCGAAAUGGUUCGAUAGUGGUCAGGUUGAUGGCAAGAUCGAACGAACUCUACAGGUGUCAGCUUUUUACUACCUCAACAGCGUGCCUGACGAAUCGCUGACAUCACAAGGCCGAUGGGAAUUCAUUCUGCACAAUGGAAUGGAAGAUGGUACGGGUGGCACGACAUCGAACUUGAACAUCAUCGGCUACGGUACGACGGGCAGUUCGAUGAUGCACGUUAACAACGAUAAAACCAUGUCUACAGUACCCGACACUACACUGAUACAGGUGGACUUCGGCGCAAUUGGUGAUCUACUGAAAGUUCGAUUUGAAGCCGAUGGAGCAGGUGAAGAGCCGGAUUAUUUCUUGGAAUGGAUCGAGUUACGCGAUCUGGAUACCGAAGAGAGAAUUGCUGUCAGGGUCGGCAAAUGGAUGGACGUCACCGGUAAACGUACAAAGAAACCGCAAGCGUUCCGAGAAAUCAGCAUCUUUCGAUCUGGCGAUCAACCAUUAGAAACGCAAAAUUAUGAAGGGAAAGUUGUUGGCGGUGAUAUGAGCCUCCUGGAAAACGGUCGGCUGCAAGCGCAACUCGUCGGUGACUUCAGUGACAGUGGCGUAUUCCCGUUGAUCUACAGCGAGAAGAAACAGGAGUACUCGUUCAAGGUCGAAUGCGUUCAUCUCGGACGUAUCAACAGCAUCAAAAUAAUUGGUGAUUUCUCUGAGAAAGGUCAAGCCAUUCUCGAAGGUUUCUCAGUACUACAGGACAUCUGGGAUAAGCACGUUGGUAGUGUGGAAACCGCUGGAGAUGUACGUUGA